Molecule: messenger RNA, 1916 nt
Organism: Anguilla anguilla (European eel)
Lineage: Eukaryota; Metazoa; Chordata; Actinopteri; Anguilliformes; Anguillidae
Gene: tyrp1b
Product: tyrosinase-related protein 1b
Exons: 7
Coding region: 47-1633 (528 amino acids)
Biological process (GO): melanosome organization; melanocyte differentiation
Cellular component (GO): melanosome
Molecular function (GO): oxidoreductase activity
Source: RefSeq, a predicted model, not a curated record
AGAAACUUCGAUAUUUAAGAUUUGUGGGAUUUUUUCUUUUGUAAGCAUGUGGAAAUAUGGGUUCCUGGUCACCUUUUGCGCAGUGCUUGCGCGCGCCCAGUUUCCAAGAGAGUGCGUAACUCCAGAGGGGCUACGAAGUGGUCAGUGUUGUCCGUCACCAAGUGGGUUGCCGAAUGACGCGUGCGGAUCCAGCACAGGAAGGGGACAGUGCGUAUCAAUCAACGCCGACAGACGACCCCACGGCCCGCAGUAUCCCCACGAUGGCCGGGAUGACCGCGAGCGGUGGCCCAUCAGGUUCUUCAAUCGCACUUGUCAGUGCAACGGAAACUUCUCCGGUUACAACUGCGGGCGGUGUAGGCACGGAUUUACUGGAGUUAACUGUGACCUGCGGGUUUCUGUAGUCAGGAGAAACGUGAUGCAAAUGAGCGCGGCCGAAAAGGCAGCAUUCGUUAACGCGCUGGAUCAGGCCAAACGCACGGUGCACCCGGACCUGGUCAUCGCCACCCGGAGAUACCAAGAAGUCUUCGGCCCGGAUGGCAGCACAAUGCAGUUCGAGAACAUCACCAUAUACAACUACUUCGUGUGGACGCACUACUACUCCGUCAGCAAGACGUUCCUGGGAGCCGGGCAGCAGAGUUUCGGAGGGGUGGACUUCUCGCACGAGGGCCCUGGUUUUGUUACCUGGCACAGGUAUCACCUGCUGCAGCUGGAGCGAGACAUGCAGGACAUGCUCCAGGACCCGAGCUUUGCCCUGCCGUACUGGAACUUCGCCAUCGGGGGCAGCACCUGCGACAUCUGCACGGACGACCUGCUGGGGGCCAGGAGCACCUUCGACUCGAGCGGCAUCAGCUCCAACUCCCUGUUCUCUCAGUGGAGGGUGAUCUGUGAGAGUGUGGAGGACUACGACUCGCUGGGGACCAUCUGCAACAACACGGAGAGCAGCCCAAUCCGACGGAACCCGGCGGGGAAUUCGGCUCGCCCCAUGGUCCAGCGCCUGCCGGAGCCUCAGGACGUGGUGGACUGCCUGGAGCUGAACACCUUUGACACGCCCCCUUUCUACUCCACGUCGUCCGAGAGCUUCCGUAACACCAUCGAAGGGUACAGCGCGCCGCAAGGAAACUAUGACCCGGUGGUCCGCAGCCUGCACAACCUGGCCCACCUGUUUCUGAACGGAACCGGGGGCCAGACACACCUGUCCCCCAACGACCCCAUCUUCGUCCUUCUGCACACCUUCACCGACGCCAUUUUCGACGAGUGGCUGAGAAGGCACAGCCCUGGUGCCGCCGUGUACCCCGUGGAAAACGCUCCCAUCGGCCACAACAGAGACUUCAACAUGGUUCCCUUCUGGCCACCGGUGACCAACGCUGAGAUGUUCGUGACCGCGCCCGAAUCCCUGGGCUAUUCGUACGAGGUCGAGUGGCCAACUCGCCCGCUGACCACCACCGAGGUCAUCACGGUCUCCAUCGUGGGCGCGGUGGUGGCGCUGGCGGUGAUCUGCUUCGUGACCACCUGCGCGGUGCGGGCGCGGUCGUACCGCGCCUACGAGGGGCGCGAGCCGCUCCUGGGGGACCAGUACCAGCGGUACUCGGACGAUCACGACCUGCGGCAGGACAAGACCCAGUCCGUGGUCUGAGGCGGCCCGGCGGCGCCGAGCGCGAGCCCUGUCCCUUCCGUCUACUUCCAACUGAAAAUAAAGAUGCAGUUGCUUUUGAAUCUUCGAUUGCUGUGCACGUGUGUUCUUAUCACGUAGACGUAGCCUCCUGUAGCUCAUGACUGACACUGUAAAUGUUCAUGGCGCACCAGUGCAUUUCCCUUUCUUGUUUUUAUCGAACUGAUAUUUUUGCCAAUAUUUACGGAAAGAUAAUGUUUUUUAAAUUAAAUUACAGUUCAGCUACACAAAAUAAAAGUGUAAAAAA